This is a messenger RNA of Protopolystoma xenopodis, 265 nucleotides long. The record is from the annotation of a GenBank genome assembly. NCBI's taxonomy places the organism in Eukaryota, Metazoa, Platyhelminthes, Monogenea, Polystomatidea, Polystomatidae.
GGCAGCGAUAUGCAAAAUAAACAGGAAGAUAUACGGCCGUAUGUACCCAACAUUUUUAGUAUUCCCUAAUGGUGCUUCGAUUGGCAUCCGUUAUCCCGAGCCACGUUGCAUCCUUAAGUUACCUUUAGAUCUUAAUGACUGUACGCCAGAAGAACGGGAGAAGCGCUUGUUGAGAAGGCGUCCCAGGGCAAGACUUAUCAUUAGAGAAGAAAUAGAAGAAACCUUUGAUAGAAACAAUUACACUUUUCUGCUAAAAAAGACAUAA